Trichosurus vulpecula (common brushtail) is the source of this 4201-nucleotide messenger RNA. It is a transcript of the gene PFKFB4, whose product is annotated as 6-phosphofructo-2-kinase/fructose-2,6-biphosphatase 4. Gene Ontology annotation, cellular component: cytosol. Gene Ontology annotation, molecular function: 6-phosphofructo-2-kinase activity; fructose-2,6-bisphosphate 2-phosphatase activity; ATP binding. Bases 102 to 1460 code for a protein of 452 amino acids. The transcript has 14 exons. The record is from RefSeq and is a predicted model, not a curated record. Gene Ontology annotation, biological process: fructose 2,6-bisphosphate metabolic process; fructose metabolic process. Lineage: Eukaryota; Metazoa; Chordata; Mammalia; Diprotodontia; Phalangeridae.
AGGGGCUGGGGCUGCCCCUGCGCCCUCGGGCCCGGGUGGGUCUUGGCCCCUGGAGCAAACAGCUGCUCGCGCCCCAGGGUAGGGGGUCCCGCCUGAUCCCGAUGUCCGACCUGAAGAGCCAGCGAGCACCCCAGGAGGGUCUGAGAGUCUGUGUGACCAAUUGUCCCACACUGAUCGUCAUGGUGGGCUUGCCAGCUAGAGGGAAGACCUAUAUCUCCAAGAAGCUGACACGCUACUUAAACUGGAUUGGUGUCCCAACCAGAGAAUUUAACGUUGGCCAGUAUCGUCGAGACCUGGUGAAAACAUAUAGAUCUUUUGAGUUCUUUCUUCCGGACAAUGAAGAAGGCUUGAAAAUCCGAAAACAGUGUGCAGAGGCAGCGCUCCGAGAUGUCAGGAGGUUCCUCAGUGAAGAGGGUGGACAUGUAGCGGUUUUUGAUGCCACAAACACAACACGAGAACGCAGAGAGACCAUCUUUAAAUUUGGAGAGGAGAAUGGCUACAAGACCUUCUUUGUUGAAUCAAUCUGUGUGGAUCCUGAUGUCAUUGCUGCCAACAUAGUGCAAGUGAAGCUGGGCAGUCCCGACUACAUUGACUGUGGGAAUGAUGAAGCCACAGAAGAUUUCAUGAACAGGAUUGAAUGCUACAAGAACUCCUAUGAGACGCUGGAUGAAAAUCUGGACAAGGAUCUCUCUUACAUUAAGAUCAUGGAUGUGGGACGGAGUUACCUGGUAAAUCGAGUGAUGGACCAUAUUCAGAGUCGGAUUGUUUACUACCUCAUGAAUAUUCAUGUGACCCCUCGAUCCAUCUACCUCUGUCGCCAUGGAGAAAGUGAACUGAAUCUUAAAGGAAGGAUAGGUGGGGACACGGGACUGUCCCCAAGGGGGAAGGAGUUUGCUAAGAGCUUGGCCCGGUUCAUUAAUGAUCAGAAUAUCAAAGAUCUGAAGGUUUGGACUAGCCAGAUGAAGAGGACAAUUCAAACUGCAGAGGUCCUGGGAGUCCCCUAUGAGCAGUGGAAGGUUCUGAAUGAAAUUGAUGCAGGUGUCUGUGAAGAAAUGACUUAUGAAGAAAUUCAAGAGCAUCAUCCUCUGGAAUUUGCGCUUCGGGAUCAAGACAAGUAUAGAUACCGAUACCCAAAGGGAGAGUCCUAUGAAGACCUUGUACAGAGACUGGAGCCAGUCAUUAUGGAGCUGGAGAGGCAGGAGAAUGUCCUUGUUAUCUGUCACCAAGCUGUAAUGCGCUGCCUGCUUGCCUAUUUUCUCGACAAGACUGCAGAACAGCUGCCUUAUCUCAAGUGCCCGCUGCACACAGUUUUAAAGCUAACCCCAGUGGCCUACGGUUGUAAAUUGGAAUCCAUAUUCCUGAAUGUUGAAGCUGUGAACACGCACAGAGACAGACCUGAGAAUGUAGACAUUUCAAGACCUCCAGAGGAAGCCCUUGUCACCGUCCCUGCUCACCAGUGAACCUGUGUCCUCAUCAGUCAUCAAACCUGUGGUGCAGUUUUCAUUAUUCUUCAUAAACUCAAUCAUUCUAGUCACCUUUAAAUCAACUCAGUCAGUUGUUUUCAAGAGACUUUUCCCCCGAGGGGCUCGGCUCCAAAGGAGCUUCCCCAGAGUUAGGCAGGCCCCUGUUCUGCGUUAAUCAUUAGAGUUAAUCUACUGACUCAUCUUCUCCAGAGUUUUCUAAUCAUCUAAUCUUCCCACUCCCAUGUUUGGACUCUAAUGUGCAGUAGCAGACAGACCUGUCCAAAGUAUUAAACUCUGCCACUGUGAAACCUCGCGUCCUCUGUAGGACUGACUUGAAUGUUAGCAAAUUCCCUGGGUUGACUGCCCUAGGGGAGAGCCAGUGCCAUUUCCUUAGACUGCCUUGUCUGCUGAGCUGUUGAACUGGUACAGUUUGCUGAUUGGCAAAAUUCCCAAGCACAUCCCCCUAAUAUCUCCUGGGGAGGGGCUGGGACCAGCGGGCAUGUACACCUUGUUGCCAGCAAAGAGCCUUCCCCUGGUGGUGUUUGCCUUAAGCAGCAUCUUUCCGUUGAGCACCCUCACUUUGGAGGGAUCCAGAUCUCCUUUCCCUUUUAAACACUUGAAAUUACCAGCAGCUUCCUAACGCAGGAGCUGUCAGUAGCCAGACUCAUCUUCCACCUCCAGUUGCAUGGCUAAACACUGUACUCCAUUCUGUGACCAGAUUCACCCACUACUGAUUUGUAUACACACUGAAAUCCCAAACAGUGAAGUGACAGCUGUCAUCGUUCCCUCCUCGACUAUACGCAUACCAAAUUUCAUAUAGCAAAGUACCAGCCAUAAUGAGCCUUUGCCAGGUGUUCACACACUGAAAUUCCCCAAGGGGUAUGUGGUUCUAGUCACCUCUUGCUGAUUUUGUAUCCACUCUGAAAUUUGUAAAGGGGCUGAUGGCCCCCUGUGGAUCGUACACACACUGGAGUUCUCAUAGGGAGGCAGCAGCUAUCAUCACCCUGAGUCAGCCGUGCACACAGAAAUUCUUGUGAUUUUAUAUACAGUGCUGAGAUUACCAUGGAAGGCUGACAGCCGUAGUUCCCACUUCCUGAGUGUAAUCACAAGCUGUAAUUCACACAGGAAGGUAGAUGGUGACUAUAGUCCCUUGCUAACUCUACUCAAACUAAAAUGCCUAGGAGGAGAAAGAGAUGUGGAUGUGACUAGCGUCAGAAAAAUUUCUCUGGCCCCCUUAAAGUCUUUGGCUGAAGUAUGUUGACAUCUUCCCUGUGGAUCAGGUUUGUGGCUUGAGUCCUUUCUGAGAGAUGGGGAUACCAGGGCUGGGACCAGAAGGUCCCAAGCACUUUAUGGAAGGGUCAUGGCUGUCUUUUAUGUGUCUAUAGAAGCUUAACAAAAAUAAUCCCUCACUAUUGGCCAAUGCUUUCCCAUACAUUCUCUUCUUAGAGCAUCACAGUACCUUGUGAGGUUAGCAAGGAAGGCAUUAUUCCUGUUUGACAGGUGAGGAAACUGAGGCCUUAGAUGAAAAUGACUUAUGUAAAGUCAUACCAGGAGUUCAUGGGGGACCCUGAACUUGAACCCAGGUCUCUUGACUCCUAACACAGAAUACUUGAAAAUUUUUAUAUGGAUAUUUCUGCUUUACUGAAGCUUUGUAGAGAAAUGAAUCCAGACACUCCCUUGGCAUUGGGAAUAAAUUAGUCAAAUAAUUAAAGCCAGGUUCAUUGCCUCCUGCUCAGCAUUUGGUGUUUCCAUGGCUAAGAGAUUUUUGAGGUUUGAUUUUUGGCUCUUCAGCUAUCCUGAGAAACUACACACAUAGGUUAUUAAUAGGAAAGGAAACUCUACAAGUGGUUGUCAAGGGAGAGGGAACAGUAACCCUACAACUGUAUGUCCGGGCCUGAUUGGCCUUUGGUAGUUGAUCCUUUGACUCCUCUGGUCUCAUGUAGGACCCACAGGAUGACUCAGAGGAGAGUGUCUUCCAGAAAUCACUAUCCUUCCAGACACCUGCUGACCUGUGACAUUUAAGAUUCUUAGGAACCAGCCAGUACCUCUGCCCUGGGCCAGAACCUUUUCCCUUAGAAAACCUUCCUGGUAUCCUGGACCCUAUAGACUCAUUGGUGACUACUGGCCCCCAGCAACCUGUGGUACAUGGCUCCAUCACUGGCCACUGGUAUGGGUCACACAUGGGCCUGUCAGUGACUACUGUUGUCCUGGGUCAUAGAGCUAUCCUGAAUAGGUAUGAGUUCCCUGCAGCAAGACCAAAUUGCUGCUUCUUUGUGGCUAUUGUGGCCUUGGUCUAUGCAUGCCUUCCUUGUUUUCCUGUAGCCGUAUGUGCCUGUUCUCAGGGGCAUUAGCAUGCAAUUGGCCUUGGUUUUAGACUGGAAAGAGCUGGAGUCUGAGGCCAGAGAGGGGUCAAGAGGGAGCUCCGGGAAACCUGGGUUGAGUUCCCACCUGCCAGGAGGGGAAAGUGCUUUUCUGCCUGAGCAAGGACCCCUUCCAGGACAGCCUGUCUCACAAGGCCAUGUUUCAACUGAAAACCACUGAGAAAAAAAAAUCCCCACUUUCUGUUCACUCUGCAUUUUAGCCUGUAGUACCUGAACUACACACACCUUCACAGGAGGCCUUUCCUGUUUUGUUUUGUUUUGUUUUGUUUUUCUCAAACCUAAUUGUAUUGUGUCUUGUUCCCAUGGUGCAUGCACUGUUUCAGACUUUUAAUUGCAAUAAAUGCUCUUUGGAAUUCA